Messenger RNA from Drosophila ficusphila, 560 nucleotides. RefSeq lists its product as uncharacterized. Lineage: Eukaryota; Metazoa; Arthropoda; Insecta; Diptera; Drosophilidae. The transcript has 3 exons. The coding region runs from base 158 to 511 and encodes 117 amino acids. The record is from RefSeq and is a predicted model, not a curated record.
GCUCCCGGUUCUCUCGGCGCUUUGUUUAUCAACAAAACAAUUCUAAAUACACAUAGCCUCGACACCCACAUAGAAUACUUUUCUUUAUCUGCCAAAAAGCACAAUUCUUAUUUGUACACAAUCGAUUUUAUGCACUGCUAACCACCUAAUAUCCACCAUGGCCGAUGAUGAAGAUAAACCAAAGAAACACACCCUAGACACCUUGUUCCAGGUGUAUUGCAACUAUCAGGUUAUACCCACGGAUAUAGAGAAUGAGGUUUUCGAUAGCAUUCUGCUCUCGCAACUGGAUGCCUGGCUGGAGCAGGCGAAGCUUAUGCCAAAUAUUAUAACACGAACCCAAACUGGGCUCAUAUAUAUGCGGUACAAAAAAUGGCGCUUGGAAUACGAAGACUUUCUGGAGGUUCUCAAUACUUUGGCCUCUGACAACGACCUAUCAAUAGAGGAGAUGAAGCAGGAAAUGGUCGAUGCUGGAGUUCCGAGCGGUGCCGAUAUAGUCGUUGUCGUCAAAUAGAUGUAAUCUCGUGCAUUUUAUUUACAUAAAAAAGUGGGAAAGCAACAAA